AUGGUAGAACGUACCGAGACCCCACCAAGUCCCUCCUCAACUGUUCCUUUCCCUCGCGACCAAGAUUUUGUUGAUCGCCGAACGCUGCUUGAUCAGAUCCACCAAAAAUGCUCUAUACCGGCGUCCAGAACAGCGCUUGUCGGCUUAGGCGGCGCUGGAAAAUCGCAACUUGCCAUCGAAUACUCCUAUCAGAUCCGAGACCAGUCACCCGAAACUUGGGUUUUCUGGGUACAUGCGAGUAACGCAGCCCGUUUCGAGCAGAGCUUUCAGGAGAUCGCCGAUCGAGUGAAGAUACCAGAAUGGAGAAGCCCCAAGGCCGACAUGUUUAAGCUCGUUCACGACUGGUUAUGUGAUGAGAAGAAGGGCAAGUGGUUUCUCAUCCUCGACAAUGUCGACGAUGCUCGUUUCCUUGUGGAAGCUUCAGUCACAAGCCAGGAGACGCAGGUAGGUGGCUCGGGGAGCAAGUUCACACGAUCACUCUGGACGAAUGUGCCUUUGAGCCAGAAUGGAUCGAUCCUUAUCACAACUCGGACGAGAAGCGCGGCAUUAAAGCUGGUAGAAGAGAGUGAUAUGGUUGCAGUGGAACCGAUGGAUGAGAGACACGCGGUAGCGCUCUUUGACAAGAAACUCAGAAUACCGAGUGAUCAAAAAGACAUUACUGAGCUGGUGGCAGCACUUGAAUAUAUGCCACUUGCUAUUGUUCAAGCGGCCGCGUACAUCUCCCAACGAGCACCACGAUGUACAGUACUCCAGUACAUGGAGAAAUUUUACACGAGCGAUCAGAGGAAGACGAGUCUCUUGAAUUACGAAGCCGGACAUCUCCGCAGAGAUCGGGACGCUAAAAACUCCAUCAUCAUCACUUGGCAGAUAUCUUUCGACCAUAUUUAUGAGACACAGCGAACUGCUGCUGAUUUGCUAUCACUCAUGAGCUUUUUUGACCGGCAGGGGAUCCCUGAGGCCCUUUUACGGGAUCAAGCCGGACGUAAAAAUGGAAGAGAAAGUGAAGAUGGAAGGGAAAGUGAAAACAGGAAAGCAGAGGGUGGAGAUGGUAGAGAAAGUGAUGAUGAAGACACCGCGUCGGACUGGAGUGGUGAUGAGAAGUUCGAAGACGACAUAUUAAUUCUGAGGAACUACUCCUUCAUUUCUGUCAACGUGAAUGGGACCAUGUUCGAGAUGCACCGGCUAGUGCAGCUUGCUACGCGGAAGUGGCUUGAAGCUCACGAGCAACUUGAGAUGUGGAAGCAGCAGUAUAUCAAGAACCUUUGCUCAGAAUAUCCGCGGACAGGAGAAUACAAAAAUUGGGUGAAGUGUCAAGCGCUCUUUCCACACGCAAGGACAUUAUUAGCACAGCAGCCAGAGAGUAACAGGUCGCUGAGAGAAUGGGCUUCGAUAUUACACACAGCAGCAUGGUAUGCUUUGGGAAAAGGAAAUCUUUCUGAUGCAGAGAAGAUGUCGAAAAGGGCGAUGAAAAUCAGAAAUGAAAUAUUUGGUCAAGAACAUGAGGAUACGUUAGACAGUAUGGGGUUAGUGGCAACAGUAUAUACUGAAGGGGGAAGAUGGAUAGAGGGGGAGGAGCUAAAUAUGCAAGUAGUAAAGAUGAGUCAGAGGGUACUAGGACAGGAACACCCAGAUACGCUGAUAAGUAUGAAUAAUCUAGCGUCAACGUACUGGAAUCAAGGACGGUGGAAGGAGGCGGAGGAGCUGGAUGUGCAGGUAAUAGAGAUAAGGAAGAGGGUGCUGGGACAGGAACACCCAGAUACGCUGAUGAGCAUAAGUAAUCUAGCGUCAACGUACUGGAAUCAAGGACGGUGGAAGGAGGCGGAGGAGCUGGAUGUGCAGGUAAUAGAGAUAAGGAAGAGGGUGCUGGGACAGGAACACCCAGAUACGCUGAUAAGUAUGAAUAAUCUAGCGUCAACGUACUGGAAUCAAGGACGGUGGAAGGAGGCGGAGGAGCUGGAGGUGCAGGUAAUAGAGAUGAGGAAGAGGGUGCUGGGACAGGAACACCCAGACACGCUGAUGAGCAUGAAUAACCUUGCCUGUACCUGGAAGGACCAAGGUCUACAGAAAGAGGCUCUAGCCUUAAUGGAAGAUUGUUUCCAGCGGCGGAGUCGGAUACUAGGCCCCAAACAUCCCUAUACUUUGGAUUCUCUUACCUUUUUGAACGAGUGGAAGGUGGAGGAGUAG
Endocarpon pusillum Z07020 is the source of this 2184-nucleotide messenger RNA. RefSeq lists its product as uncharacterized. Bases 1 to 2184 code for a protein of 727 amino acids. Gene Ontology annotation, molecular function: protein binding. Gene Ontology annotation, cellular component: kinesin complex. Lineage: Eukaryota; Fungi; Ascomycota; Eurotiomycetes; Verrucariales; Verrucariaceae. The transcript has 2 exons. The record is from RefSeq and is a predicted model, not a curated record.